Molecule: messenger RNA, 1145 nt
Organism: Gastrolobium bilobum
Lineage: Eukaryota; Viridiplantae; Streptophyta; Magnoliopsida; Fabales; Fabaceae
Product: ferritin-3, chloroplastic-like
Exons: 8
Coding region: 103-915 (270 amino acids)
Biological process (GO): iron ion transport; intracellular iron ion homeostasis
Cellular component (GO): cytoplasm
Molecular function (GO): ferrous iron binding; ferric iron binding
Source: RefSeq, a predicted model, not a curated record
CUUCCUCACCCUUCAGAGUCGCCAUUGAUAUCUUCUUGAUCUUCUCUUCGUUUCUCUUCAUCCCAAUCCAUUUUCGAAUACCCAUUUCGAGAUUCUUCCCAAAUGGCCCUUUCUUCUUACAAAGUUUCAACCUUUUCUCUCUCACCCAUUGUUGGUGAUGUUCCAAGAAAGCUCAUUUCUCCAAACCCUUCUUCUUCUUCUAUGAGCUUUGUUCUCUCUUCUUCUUCUUCCCCUUUUUCUCUGAGCCUUUCCAAAACAGGGGGUAACAGGAACUUCAGGGUAUUUGCUGCAAAUGCACCCGCACCACUCACUGGGGUGAUAUUUGAACCCUUUGUUGAGGUCAAGAAGGAUGCUCUUGCUGUUCCAGUAACACCUAAUGUUUCCUUGGCUCGUCAGAACUAUGCAGAUGAGGCAGAAGCUGCAAUCAAUGAACAGAUAAAUGUGGAAUACAACGUUUCCUAUGUGUACCACUCCUUGUUUGCAUACUUCGACAGGGACAAUAUAGCUCUCAAGGGACUUGCCAAGUUCUUUAAGGAAUCAAGUGAAGAAGAAAGAGAGCAUGCUGAAAAGCUUAUGACAUAUCAGAACAUUCGUGGUGGUCGAGUGGUGCUGCACCCUAUGACGGGUCCCCCUUCAGAAUUUGAGCAUGUGGAAAAGGGGGAUGCAUUGUAUGCCAUGGAAUUAGCUUUGUCUUUGGAGAAGUUGGUAAAUGAAAAACUUCUGCAUCUUCACAGUGUGGCAGACCGUAACAACGAUCCUCAACUUGCAGAUUACAUUGAGAGCGAGUUUUUGUAUGAGCAGGUUAAAGCAAUUAAGAAGAUAUCAGAGUAUGUGACUCAACUGAGAAUGGUUGGAAAGGGUCACGGUGUAUGGCACUUUGAUCAAAGACUUCUUCAUGAGGAAGAACUUGUGUGAUUUGGAACAGCCUGCUAUCUGCAUUUGGUCCUUUAUGAAGUUCUGUGUUGUUAUGUUAGUAGAAUUGGGAAUGAGUGUUUCUCCGUGGUAAUGAGAUGUAGGAACUGUGUGUAUUGUUGUUGCUAGGAUCAUGUGUUCAAGGUUAAGAGCCAUUAUUAGCUGCAGUUAAAUUCUGUUUGUAGCUUGCAAUUAUUUGCUAGAAAUAAAAAUGACGUUGGCUCUUUGCGGAA